AUGGGUUGGACCUACAAUACUCCGGACGAUGCCGCCAACGACGGACCACAUAUCACUGCUGUCGCAAUCAUCUUCACGGCCUUGUCACUUUCCAUCCUGUCCCUUCGCUUUUACGUGCGUGGUUGGAUGAUUAAGGCAAUUGGAGCUGACGACUGGAUAUUGAUCGCGACUUGGAUAGCGUCCUGCGGCUUCGCCGUUGUGACGAUCGUCCAAACCAAAUGGGGUCUUGGACUAAAACAUCUGGACGACAUGCCUAUUCAAAACCUAUACAACUUCGGACUCAUGCAGUACAUGGGUGCACCAUUCUACAUAACCAGUAUACUCGGCUUCAAGCUAAGUCUGCUGUUGACGUAUCUACGUAUCAUGCCGAAGGGUGUGUCGCGUAACGCUACGAUCGCCACGAACCUCUGCCAACCGGCCGCGAAACAAUGGGACCCUUCUAUCACCUGGGGUCAGUGUCUGCCAGCCGUUCCCUUCUACACCAGUAUGGCGUCCUUGACUAUCGUAUUCGACGUUAUAGUCAUGUUCCUACCCUUUCCCGUUCUCCUCAAAAGCCACAUCCAGAAGCGGAAGAAAUUCGCCUUACUCGGACUCCUCGCUCUAGGCACUUUCAUCACAAUUAUCCAAGUCCUACGCAUCCGAACCGUUCGAAACUUAGCCAACUAUCUCGACUCAGGCAGUCUGAUUAUGUGGUCGACUGUAGAGAACAAUUUGGGUAUUAUCGUCGCUUCUAUCCCGACGUUAGCACCCCUGUUCAAAUACUUCGUCGAGAAGACCCAGAAGAGCUCUAAUGGCAACUCUGCGACGCGAUCGCGGUCUAUGUACGGUUUGAAGUCGAGACGCACUACGAGACAAGGCUCUAUCCCGCUAGGUAGUGGUGUCCAUCAGGCAACGCACGUUUCUGGGCCUUUUGAGGGAGGGAGCGAGGAGUUUAUUAUGGGUGAUAUCGCUGCUAUAACGAAGAAAACGGAAGUCACUGUUUCUUCUCGUGUUCGCGAGGAGUCGGACAGGUCGGGAAAAUAA
This is a messenger RNA of Alternaria postmessia, 1023 nucleotides long. RefSeq lists its product as uncharacterized. The record is from RefSeq and is a predicted model, not a curated record. The coding region runs from base 1 to 1023 and encodes 340 amino acids. NCBI's taxonomy places the organism in Eukaryota, Fungi, Ascomycota, Dothideomycetes, Pleosporales, Pleosporaceae. The transcript has 9 exons.